This is a messenger RNA of Staurois parvus, 709 nucleotides long. The record is from the annotation of a GenBank genome assembly. NCBI's taxonomy places the organism in Eukaryota, Metazoa, Chordata, Amphibia, Anura, Ranidae.
AUGGCCCAGAAGUUUACAUCUGUUGCCUUUUUGCCACCGUUUAUUGAUACGUACAGAGAGAUGCCAUGUCUGUGGAAAGUAAAAUCAAAAGCAUAUUCAAAUCGAUUGCUGUGUGAUGAGGCUAUGAAAAAACUGAUUGAGCUAUGCAAAACCGUGUGCGUAAAUGCUAACGAAAAUUAUGUGAAAAACAAAAUAGCCAACCUGCGUACUGUUUUUCAAAAAGAGCUUAACAAAAUGGAAAACUCCAAAAAAUCUGGUGCUGGCACAGAUGACGUGUAUGUGCCAUGGCUGUGGUACUUUCAGAACCUCAUGUUCCUGACUGACUCAGAUAUGCCAAGGGAGUCUCAAUGCACUUUGCUGCCUGGUCCCUCUGAUGAACCCUCCUGUUCGCCUCUGUCUGAAUUUGAGGUACUAGAGACACAGUUGCAGGAAAGUGAGGCAACACCAGAGAAAAGUACACACAACCCGUGCCUGUGAACAAAGGAAAAAAAAAAGAAACCCAGAAUCUGAGACUAAUUUAUUUUUACGGCAAGCUUCUGCUGCCCUGGCAGAAAAAGAAGAUGAAUGGCUUUGCAAAUCAUAUCGCGCACAAACUGCGGAAUAUGAGCCUGCAGCAACAGGAAAUAGUAGACCCACUUAUUUAUCAAAUAUUAACAAUUGGCCAAAGGGGAAAGGGUUCCUACGACACCAGAAUUGUCGGAUUCAGUAG